This is a messenger RNA of Procambarus clarkii (red swamp crayfish), 10566 nucleotides long. The record is from RefSeq and is a predicted model, not a curated record. NCBI's taxonomy places the organism in Eukaryota, Metazoa, Arthropoda, Malacostraca, Decapoda, Cambaridae.
UUCUACCUUACCUCUCAGGAAUUACUAGAGCGAAGGUUAGGGGAGUACUCGCACAAGAUCAACGUACACCCAGGAUACCCUGUACGGGACCUGGUGGUUGAUGUCACCAUCCAUGAGACUCGAGACAUCACCAUCCUCAGCGUUAAGAAAGUACCGGGAGGCACGGACUUCAGAGAUGCUGUGUCUGAAUGGAGAGAAGGAGGCAAAACUGCUCGACUACAGUUUGAUCCAGAACCAGAAACAAUGCCAAUCAGUGGGGUAAUCCACGGCCAGCUUGUGGUCCAUUAUGAUGUAGAAAGAGCUCUGGAUGCUGGUGAUGUUCAGGUUGAAGAUGGAUAUUUUGUGCAUUUCUUUGCACCAAUUGAUCUACAGUACACGCCCAAACAUAUUACUUUCUUGAUUGAUGUUUCAGGAUCUAUGGAAGGAUUAAAAUUAGCGCAGGUUAAGGAUGCUCUACGACAUAUCCUGACUGAUCUUAAUGCUGGAGACACCUUUAACAUUAUCAGCUUUUCCACUUACACUCACAAACUUGGAACAAUGCGCUAUACUGGUACAGCUGUGAGGAAAGCCAAGAAAUAUAUCAAUAAUCUUGAAGCUCGUGGAGGAACAAACAUUGAUGAAGGCCUUAAGAUGGCACUUUCUCGACAUCGGCUUCCCCCUCGGAUACAUUUCCCACACCAUAAUUAUCUUCAAGCGUGUACAGUCAAAGGCAGGAGUAUUGGACGCAAGCCGGGCUUAUCUUUGCCACCGAUGUCCAUUGAGCAGGAGAUGGAUGUGGUGGUGUCGGAAUCGGUGCGACCGCACAUCGUCGUCAUGCUGACUGAUGGUCAAGCUACUACCGGGGUCAUAUCUCCUUCAGCCAUUUUAAGGAAUGUCCGGGAAAGAAAUAAGAAGGGAGCUGCUAUUUUCUGCCUUGGCUUUGGCAGUGGAGCAGAUAUGCAUCUUCUGGAAAAGAUUGCCCUUCAGAACCGGGGGAGUGCACGCAAGAUCUACGAGGAACACGACGCUGCAGAACAACUGAAGGGCUUCUACCAAGAGCUGUCGACCCCCAUUCUCCUUGAUGUCCAAUUCAGUUAUUCUGGAGAUGCUGUGCAGAUGGAUAGCCUUAGUAAAACACACUUUUACAAUUACUUCCAGGGUACAGAGCUUGUAGUAACAGGGCAGACAGAGCAAGGUCAACUAGGAAACAUCCGAGCAAACAUCACUGGUCAGGGACGCAACGGCGAGUUCUUUAUGGGUGUCACGGACUGGAACACUGUUGUUCCACCAGACCACCAUCUGCUAGAUCACCUGCAUCUUGCCCCGACUCCAAGAAACUUUAUUAAAAGGUUAUGGGCUUUCUUGAGAAUUAAGGAUCUUCUGGAGGAGGGUAAAGCCGCAAGGGGACCUCACGAGAAAGCUGUUGCACAGAAGAAAGCUCUCGUUAUCGCUCUUGAGAAUCAUUUUGUGACACCAUUGACAUCCCUAGUUGUCGUGCAGCCUGACCAAGAGAAGUGUAAGGAUUAUGAAGAUGAUGAUGAGGAAGACAAGAAGAUUGAAGACACGACUCCUGCAGUGAAGCACUUGGACGAGGACAACUCGUCCAUCACUGGGGCCCUUGAUCCACAGGAUUCUGUUGUUCAUGCAUUUGACCCGGCAUCAAUUCAGGUUCGCAGUGGCCUAGAUUCUUCGGAUUAUGAACACCAAACUAUUUUCAGGCAUGCUUAUUUUGACGGCAUGUCUGGCCGUUCGUCUCAAUAUUCUGGUGCAGCAGGGAAUGAGCCGAGCACUGUCUUUCUCCUAUUGACCCUCUUUGUAAUUGUUCAAGCAAUCUUAAACCAGGUAAGAGAACCACAAAUACACAAACCAGUUAAGUGACACUUCUCUAUUGAUGGUGCAUCCUGAAGCUUUGAGAGUGUAUGUACGGUAACUAUUUUCACAGUUGAAAAGUCAUGAUAGUGCUGGCAGUCUUUUGACAUCUCGUUUUUUAGUAUUAGAAGUUGAAACUCAAUACUAUGGAAGAACUUUGAGAUGUAAAAGUAAACAUGUCCUUCCACCUAAAUACAUUUGAAAGUUCUUGGGUCACUUUUAACCUCACAAGGGAGACAAAUGUAUGCUUAAACUGGCUAAUAGGAGUUUAUUAUUAUUAUAUGCAUACAUACAUACAUACAUAUAAUACAUUAUUAGUGUGUGUGUGUGUGCGCGUGUAAAUCACGACAAAAUUUAAACACACGAUGAAUGUAUGAAAACAUAUAACCAUGAAGGGAAAAUAAAAAAAGAAAUUACAUGAGCACUUUCAUGUUAAUCAACACAUCUUCAAAAGUAUAAUCAAUGUAAUAUAGUGCUUUAGUAUAUAAGCAGGAAAAAGGUGACAUUCCUGCAAACACACACUGUAAUGGUCCCUAUUGAUGCCUUGUUACAAUAUGUUAGGAAGUUGUUACAUCUUGUUAUAAAGUUUUUACAAUGUUUGAAAGUUGUUACAACUUGUUCGAACAUUGUAGCAGCGUCGUAGUUUCUUGAUGUGUUUGGCAGGGUGAGAGAUGAAAAGCAAUCCUUUGGUAACAUUUACAUGAACAUAAGAAUAAGAGGACACUGUAGAUGGCCUACUGAACAAUACUUGCAAGUUCCCAGAAGCAAUAUUCCUACUGGAAUAGCUGUCAAUUAAUCAUCUUACUAAGAUCAUUUUUUUUUACUGAUAAAUUAAAUUUGUCAGAAAAUUCUUGCCAAAUUGAUUGGGAGAGGUCAUCUUCAAUAAUAAAUUGUCAAAGCAUUUUUAAUAGAAACAUUGAAUCAGAUUUAAUACAAAUUACAAGGCCAUACAACAUGAAUAUUAGUAAUGGUUGUACAAUUUGGAUCCAUUCUCAAAUGGAUCAAUUAAAAAAUUAUCUUAGAUUGGGGUUGACCAGCCCACACACUAGAAGUUGAAGGGACGACGACGUUUCGGUCCGUCCUGGACCAUUCUCAAGUCGAUUGUCUGUCAAGUCGAUUAGAUUGGGGGUAUCCCAGUUGGGAUAUUGCUUCUGGGAACUCAUAUGUAUUGGUCAUUAGGUCAUCUUCAAUGUCCUCCUGUUCUUAUGUUUAUAAGUAAGUACUGUAUUACAAAGGUUUCUUUUCUCGCCUCGCAUGUCACCUUUGUCCUGCCAAUACAUUCAAGUACAGUACUGUAUUAUAUUUCAUAAAAUUUACGGGAUAGUCUUGCCCGUGUUCCACCUCUUGGGUGGUGUAAUCUUCAUUAAUCAAAUCAUUAAUUAUAUAUACUUUAGAAGAUGUGUUGAUUAACAUGAAAGUGCUAAAGUAAUUUCCAUUUCAUUUUUUCUUUGUGGCUAUACUUUUUUAUAUACUGUAUACAGUAUAUAUAUAAUAUGCAUGGGUGCAUUCAUGCAUGCAAGUUACGUGCUGGAAAUAUAAGAGUGGAUAUUGUUGGUGACUUUAAAUACUUUGAAAGUAGAUAGUACAUCGUUGAUUUUCAUAUCCACUUUGCAGUGUGCCAAGGUUUUGAGCCAGAAGACAGCCUUGGGAGUAAAGCUCUUUUGGGAACAAAUUUUAGGUUAGUCGUAAUAAGUUCUUUUCAGCAGCAGUCUAUAGUUAGAACUUAAUAAACUUAUUUUUGAAGUUUAGACAGAUGUUUCAUAUUAAAGGGAACUGUGAAGAUACAGGUUAGAAUUGAUGAUUACCAAAGCUAUUCUAUUUUAGUCAGAAUAUGAACAACUACCCCGAAAUAUUUUGAAUUGCAGCGUGAAAUGCUGCAUCAGCCAGAUAAUAAUUAUUGAAAUAUUCCAUUGCAUAAACGAUGACUGAAUAUUAUCUUUCAUUCGUUGUUCAGUCUUCAGAAUUUAUUCUAGUUCAUUUUCAUAAUGUCUGUUUCAGAUAUAGCCUACGAGUUUGGUAACUAUGAACUCUUACACGAGUGCAUCAUUAUUGUAGAAAUUAAUUGCAAAAGAAAUUAUAUUUUACUCGUAAGACAACCUAGUAGCAUACUAGGUCUCUCUCACUAGGUAGUCCUGUAAGAUUGGUUCAUGAUAUACAUUAAAAUUUGCCAUUAAUUCAGAGUACUUUAUCACUCCAGAUGUGAUGAUGUACAUGUUUUUAUUUCCCCGAUGGUAUCUUUAGAUGCUACUUGAGAACAAGAACGGUAUACUUCCAGUUCAGUAAACCAAAGGUGUGUACAUGUAUGAAUGUUCAUUUUACACAGGAAUGAUUACAAAGGCUUCCAUGUUUGUUCGUGAGUAACAAGAUUAGCAAUUGUCAACCUUAGGUAGAGUUUUUGUAAGGCUUGUAUUCUUGUUUUCACACAGGAAGGAAUUGCCUUAUUAAAGCAUUAUUUAGGAUUAUUAUUUGCUAAUUCUGUUGCAAGUGUUUCCUUGAUAAAAUAUGCUAAUAUCUUCAACCUGUAUAGGUGUCCUCUUGAUCAAAAUGUAUGUGGCCAAUAAGAAAACCCCACAUGACCCUUGUGCAUUAUUUGUAGGAAUAUCUAGGUUCACAUUUAGAUACUGAUUACAUUCAAGAUUACUUACAGUGUAAGUAAUACUUUUUCUAACAUUUCAGGUUAUGGGUGUUUUAUAUUUUCUUAAUAAUCAAACAUAACACCAGUAGUUUGAUAACGUGUAUCGCAUGAAAAUUUUGAAGGUUAAAUGGUUGUCUUGUAUUUCUGGCUAUUCUCAGAAUAAAUUACACAAGCUGUUGUUGAUCUGAGAGGUAAGACCUCGAUGUUUCUGUUUACUUCAUCUCGUAGAGAUAUGUAAACAAACAAAAAUUACGAACGAAAGCAAGGUUUUUUUCAUUAACCAUUAACCUCUUGACUGCAUCAUGGAUAGUAUGAAUACUCUAUGAUUUGUAAAUGUGUUAAUUUGUCUAUGCUUUAAAAAAAAUCUAAUCAAAGUAACUUACAAUAUUCUGGCAAAAACAAAUGCACACUCACACAAUAUUGAUUUAUAUAAAGAACUAGAGCCAUGAUAUUACAUCAAACUCAUUACAACUGCCAUUUGCCUUCAUUUUCCCUUGAAGGUUACUUGUAUUGCACUUGUUUACAUUUUGUAAUGUUGAUAGAGAUUCUAUUAUCUAUUGUAAUGUCUCUAAAUAGAGAGCAAUAAAAAGAUUUAUCAGAAACUUAAGAUUCAAGCUUCCUGUGGUCAAAUACCAUAUUCUAGUGUAUUUAGUAGGUGUUUCUGCAUGAUUCUUGUCAGCCUGGUGUGUGUUUGAUGAACAAAUUUGCACUUGAAAACAAAUGUGUUUCCAAUUGAUAAAAUUGCAGAUUGAAGUGCUUGAGCAUCAAGAGUUACACUGUUAAUCGUAACAUAUUUUAGCCGGGCACAACCAUGUAAGGUCAGCCAUGACCAUGCCUCGCACUAUCCUAUAGCACAGACAUGUCAAGCAUGCAGCCCACACAAAGGAUACUGUAAUUUGGUAUAUAAUAUGAUAGAAAAAAUAUUCUACAAUAAUUUUCAUUAAAUGACUUCAAUUAGUUUUUGUGUGUGGGCCUCAUGUGUCCCAUAUGGCCCUUGGGGGACCGUCAGUUUGACAUGCCUGCUAUAGCAAAGAAAAUAGCUUUCACCUUUCCAUUUUAGGCAACUGAACUCAUGCCUUUAAAUAAAAACAGUAAUUCAUUAUUUCAAACUGUGAUGAAAUUUAACAGAAUUUGAUGACCAAAUCACACAUCAGAAGAUGAAGAUAUGAUGAAGAUAAUGGUCCAGGAAGGACCAAAAUGUCGUCGUUUCUUUACCUUCUGAUGGAGGUUUGGUCAUCAUAUCUUCAACCACGUUAUCAGGCCUCAUCAUCUGCUGAACAUAAUUCCUGAAUUUUCUAAGUACACUGAGGAAGUACAGUAGUUAAAUACAAGAGGUAUAUAAAUACAUUUUGAUGAAAUAAUUUACCCAAUAUCUCUUUCUUGCAAGCUGGUAAACAUAAUAAAAACAAAAUAAAAAAGUUUACCAUAACGAUCCAUUAAAUUUCCACAUACAUGAAGAUUGCAUGAAGAUUGUGAACACAUUUAGUAUAGAAAUUUGAAGAUUGCGAAGUGUGUGUGUAUGUGUGUGUGUGAAUUUUAAAUCUUCAAAAACUAUCCCUGUUAAAAACUUUUUAAAGACUUUUAUAUUGUUGAAUGAAUAGAUUUGCAUAUAUUGUUAGCUUUUUAGCCAUGACUCGUGCACAAUAUAGAAUCAUUUUCUUUCCAUUUAACACGGAAUGAAGUGUGUGUUUUGUUUAACAGUAUUGCAGCUCCUCUAAUAAUUAAAUAUAUAAUUAAAAUUUUUAUCUAUAGUAAAAAUUUAUUUUUUUAAAAAAGCAUAAAUACCAAUUAUUUAUUACACAGAUUUGAGUGAUAAAAUGGGUAACCAUUUUAUGUAGAUUAAACUUUUCACAUCAAUUUGAAGUAGUUGUAUCACUUUUUAAAAAGCAAAUACAAAAUUUAUCAUUCAUAAUGCAUUAUGAUAUUCCACAAAAAAUUGGAAAGUAAAAAUAAAAAGUAGUUGCAGAAAAUUAUGUUCUGCCAUUAUUAUUACACAAUUCUAAGCAUAAAUCAAUUGUUAUUGAACUAAAGUGCAUGUUAUACAUAUGUUUAUUAAUAUUUUAUCUCCUUGUUUAUUGUAUAUCCCUGUUUGUGUGUUUUAUAGUUUAAUUUUAUCCUAAAAUGUCCUUUGUAUGAUAAAGGUUCACUUUAACAUAUGGAACCUAUAGUCAGAAAACUUGUUGACUAUUCAUACUGAACAUUUUUACAUGUUAAAACAAGAAUUAUACUAGUACUGUAAACUAGCAUCAAUCCCAUGAGGAAUUUGACUUCAAUAUGAUUGGCAGUUGUGGGAGACACUGGCAAGAUUCAGGCAGUAAGGACGUGUGCAUUAUUGUCACUGGUUGAUACCUGGUUGAUGGGGUUCUGGGAGUUCUUCUACUCCCCAAGCCUGGUCCGAGGCCAGGCUUGACUUGUGAGAGUUUGGUCCACUAGGCUGUUGCUUGGAGCGGCCCGCAGGCCCACAUACCCACCACAGCCUGGUUGGUCCGGCACUCCUUGGAGGAAUAAAUCUAGUUUCCUCUUGAAGAUGUCACUGCUGUACGCUCAUGUCUGACAAUGGAACUAUGGUUCUGACAUUCCCAUUUUGCAUUGUUAAAUGUAUUGUAAACAUUUAUAGUUCCUGCUAUAAUCUUGAUAACAUAAAUUUGUUUGGGUUAACUUGAUGGCAAGUCAUCAGUGGCUUCUACAGAAAUGAACAUUGUAUUGUAUUUAACACAAAUGAGUUGCUUGUGGAUACUCAUUACCAUAACCUUGCGUUACAUUAUUUACCUGGAUGAAUAUGAUGAAUUUAUAGUUGUUGCAUUACCUUGGUGCAGAUUAUUUUUUAUGUAAUAUAGUGUCAAAGUUUAUUGAACAAUUCAUUAUUUUGAACAAGUAUGAGGCAUAACACAUGCAAAGUUAGCGCCAGGAACUUUACUUCUGAAAUUCCCCCCAUAUUUUAUGUUAUAUUUUUUACAGCUACAAUCAGCAAUGCUGGGCAAGAAGUAUUGAUAUUUUUUCAUACAAAAUUUAAUUAAGACAUUAAAAGAAGAUAAAUUGAAUGUCAUUUCUAGCUGAUGGACUCUUGUGUGUAAGGAAUGACAACAUAAAAUCAAAUGAGCAACUGCAGUUAUAUACAGUACUGUAUUUUGGGAAGUAAUAAUUUCUAUACUGUUAACAUGGUACAUAAAAUUUAUAGAUAUUAAAAAUAAUUUAUCAAAAUCUAUUCUCAUUGCCGAUGAUUUUCUCUCAGCACAGUUUAUGAGUGCGUGUGUUUGGUGGGAGGGGGGGGGGGGGGUCGAGAUACUUUUGUGCGUUGUGCUUUUUCCACUCAAUCUAAAAACUGAUGUUUAAUAUGAGGAAUACAUUACAGUACAUCCUCUUGUUCUGCACUUUGACAAAAAUGAUGAAUCUUUGUAAUUAGCAAGUGUCAGAUCUUUGUAAAUACCACUUGUUAACAUGCAUCUUGAUUAUCUAUAUCCUGUUAAAUCUUGGCUAAUCUUAGAGAAAUUAACAGAUUAUCAUAAUAAUAAUAAUAAGAGUAAUAACAUUAUUAACUUGAUCAUAGAUAAUCAAGAUAUUCUUGUACAGUAGUUUCUGAGAGAGAAUAUUUUUUUCUUUAAUUAAUAAUGUAUAUUUCUCAUGGCAUAGUGGAAAAAUCUAUGUACGGCUGGUCCUGCAAUUGUCUGCAAGGCACUUGGAAAUAUAUUAUUGUAGAGCACUAUUAAAGGUGUAAGUAUUCAGUGUUCUCGGCCUGUGAAUUCAGUAAUCAUUUAAUACAGUGAUCUGCCUAAACAUUAGGUAGACGGUAGUGGGCAGAAGGUAAGGUAGGUACCACUGUCAUCAACAAAUGCCGCUUGGUGUUCGGUGGUUUUAAUCAUGUCUUUUUAUCUUGCCUGUAUAAAUCUGCAAUGCAAGCAUGAGAGAGACCGUUUAAUUCAAGGAGAGCUAUUUUAUCAAAUAUAUCGGCAUUUAUGACAAAUAUUUAGUACAAGUGACUUAUUUGGGAAUGUAGUGCCAUCACUCUCCUUGUAUAGAAAUAACUGUUGUGAAUUAGUACUACUUUCCUCCAUUCUGCAUAAACCUUUUAACAUAGAUGUUGGUUAUUGAGGUUUACCGGCAUAUCUUUAUCAAUGGUACAGUGUCAGGCUAAUUUUGCAAUAUAUAAAAUUUCAGUUGAUACUUUAAUAUUGUUUUUAGUUACACAGGUUAGUAGAGCUCUAGCACACAACAGAUACAGAUUAAUAGGACAGUACUGUACUGAUAUCAGUUAAAAUAUUGGUACACCUCCAUUUGGUUUACCGUCAUUCAUAUUCUUUGAGUAGACUAAGUACUGUAUAUCAGUGUUUCUCUUGGUGCAUUGGUGCCUGUCAUUUUUCAUCUUUCUUUCUCUUGCUAUCCCAUAUCUUGAAUACAGUUCUUGGAUUCCUUUUUUUUCUUUCUUUCCUACAGUAUUUAUAAACGGUUUAAUCUAAAAUUUAGGAUUUUCCUUUAAUUUAUGCAAUACGUAACCACCCAUUGCAGUUUUUCACUCCAUGACAGUUUGUUCGCUAUGUAAGGACUAGUAAAAUCCAGCACAUACCAGGUCAGGGUAUUUUGAAAAUAUUGAAAAUACCUUACCUGGCUCUUCACUAACAUUUACCAGUAACUUUCUUUUCAUUUAAACCGCAUUUACAUUUUUCUGUAACUUGCCAAAACCUGAGCAAAAUUCUGGACGUCUUAUUAUGUCUUAUUUCUAUUCUUUUGGGAUUUUUCUUUAUCACCAUUCCAAAACUUCCACAUGUCUUAUUAUUGCCCUUUUACUUCACUCUCAAUAUAAGAUGAAGUGUAUUAUUUUUGCACCCAAUACAGUGUAUCUGUCUUCCCAAGAGUAAAGACCUCAAUCAAUAUCAUUAACUGUGUCAGCAGUUAAAUAUGUUGAUUGAGCACCUCCUGUCAGCAGUUACAUCCUGCCACCCACAAAAUUUCCUGUCAUUAAUUUGCAUUAUUUAUCAUUAUCCAUGAAUGAUUUGAUGGCUAAUGCAACUUAAUAGAAAAAGAGACCUGCAUCUUACAGUUAGAAUUGUAAUGUUCUGCUUAAAGUCAUUUCCUGGUAUCCUGAUUUUAUGGAUUUUGUUCUGCAGUUCCUGUAUACCACAUGUCCCAUGAUAAAAUCCUUAAUUACUCUGACUUCUGAUAUUGCCACUCUUGCAUCUUUCUGCUCUUGUAUUGGUUGAAUGAAUGAUUUCUAUAACCUCUUCAAUAUUCUCUGCCACAGAGUGCUAUAUAGUCAUUUUGGAUUGCCUCUUGAUAAUUACCUCUUUUUAUUGCAUAGUAUUGUGCUUUUGGAAUUUAUUAACACAUACAGUAACUUGUAACUACUGUCUUCUAUAAGAUAAAGUUGAGAAAAGAAUUCUUCUUCAGUACUUGAAUUUUAUAUGAAAUUAAUGUCUAUUUUGCCAAAUCAGAUCUGCAACAGUCUUCCUUCAGGUACCUUUCAUUCCCAUUUUUGAAGUUACUAGGAUGGCAAAAUGUUCUAAUCAGCGCUUAAAGCCCCAGUAGAUGGAUGGCUAAGAAUAAGAAUGGCUUAAUUCACCGGCAGUGAAUCAUUUUAUUACCGUCCAUGCUGUUAAGAGUAUUAUUCAUUAGAUAAAAUAAGACUUCUGAUAAAUCCAAAACUGCUUGAAAAAACUGAAACGCCUUGUUCGCAUGCAAUGAGACCGAGUGACUAGCAUUUGCCAAUCUACAUGACCCGAUCUGAAUGUAUGGCAAGACAACUUACCUAACAAAAUGACUUGAGACUUCAUUGUGCUUUAGUUAUAAAUUCUAUCCACAACCCAUUAAUAUACAAAAGGCAAAUGAUCUUCCCCAUAAACAGAUAGAAGUAAAUGUCCAAUAUAAUGUACUUGAUAACCAAUUUCAGAAGCUGAGAUAGUCUCCCCCUUGUUAAUGUGGACAAAUUGGAAGUUUUUCCUUCAUCAGACAUGUGUUGUUGUGAGUGUUUCAUCUUAUAAUAGUUGCUCCUGUAUAUGAGAGGGAAUGUUCAUGAUAAAAUACUGGGAUUUCAAGUGUUCAUAGUACUCUUGGUGUUGUACACUGUUUUCAGUAAAGAAAUAUAGUUAAAA